AUGUGGAUAUCAGAAUUUAUUUUAUUUUUUUACAUAUAUUGCUUGACCCUCAGGCAGAUAAAGGGGAACUGUGCCGAGUCCUUCACAGAGUACUGGACCUGUCUGGAUUACUCUAACCUGGCUGAGCUGCGCCAUUGCCGCAAGCAGCAGAAGGAGUUUGAUAACUGUGUGCUGGAGAAGCUGGGCUGGGAGAGGCCAGAGCUGGGAGACCUGUCCAAAGUGACCAAGGUGGCAACCUCUCGGCCCUUGCCUGAAAACCCCUACCUUUCAAGACCAAGACCUGAGCCCAAUACUCCAAUUCAGGCUGAGCUACAGCCAUCCAAGCACGGCAGCCGCUUGUUCUUCUGGAACUGGUAAAGAGGGGCCAUCGCUGUCCUAUUAAUAUCAUAUUCACCAUCUACGUGCUUCUGACCAGACGAGAGACAGUGUGCCAGUGGUUGCACUGUAAUCCUUAUGUAUUGUGUAGAAAUGUUAAUAAAUUGUUCAUUCAAAACAUGUUAUCGAAUUAAAAAGAUUUAAUUUAAA
Sinocyclocheilus rhinocerous is the source of this 525-nucleotide messenger RNA. RefSeq names its product NADH dehydrogenase [ubiquinone] 1 alpha subcomplex subunit 8-like. Gene Ontology annotation, cellular component: respiratory chain complex I. The coding region runs from base 1 to 357 and encodes 118 amino acids. The record is from RefSeq and is a predicted model, not a curated record. Gene Ontology annotation, biological process: mitochondrial electron transport, NADH to ubiquinone. Lineage: Eukaryota; Metazoa; Chordata; Actinopteri; Cypriniformes; Cyprinidae. The transcript is spliced from 3 exons.